AGGUUAGGAGCGCAGGAGAACGCUUCUCUUCUCCAGAUGGUGUUUUAAACGCAGACAGAAGGGUCAUUAGACAACACACCAGCUUCCAACCACUGACAACGACACAAAUAAACCAAAACGCGAGAUGGUGCAGAGCGAAACAGCGCAGAAUGUGUAGCAUCGGUUAGCUGGGACACGAAUGAAGUUUUUAAUGGACCGUUUUUUCGCGUUCAGUGUGGAGGGAGUUCGCGACGAGCAGUUGGAGUAUUAACGGGAAGAUCUCCGAAACACUCUCUCUAUCUGAAUCAUUUCUGUAGACGAGGACUUUCAGGAUUUACAAGAGACAAUAUUCUACUUGGAAACAUGGAGCAUCAGUGGCAAUAUUAAAAACAUCUUCUAUAUUAUAGGAGGGAUCACGGACAUCUAACGUUACUGUGGAAUACGAUAUAAAAACCACCAAGAACGCAAGAUCUGAGUUGGAGGACUUUGCGAUUUCUAUUUUUUUUUUUUUUUUUUUUUUUUUUUGUGAUUUGAGAAAUCGAAGCGAACUUUUUUUUUCGCCCUGUGCAUUUUUACCAAGAAAUGUGUUAACAUCUUUCAAGAUUUCGACAUUUUAAAGGAACGUUAUACCAAAGUCUCACUACUUUAAUACUAAAGCUCCGCUGUGUUCUAGCUUUCUAUGAUACAUUUUCGAUUUCUUGAAAUUGAAGUACCUCAUUAUUUAUUACUAUAACGAAAAGUCAACAUCGCGCGCAAUCCAAAGGAGUUCAGAACUCUCUCUCUCUCAGAUACUGUUUGAUAACACAGUAUAUAUAUAUAUAUGCUUUUUAUUCAUUUUGGAAAGUUCACACCUUUUUCAGUAAUAAUCGAGGCGUAAGAAUCUCCGUUUAUUUCUGUUUUUAUUUUUCGCGUGGAUUACUUUUUGCUGCAAAUACCUCAGUUUGACUUCGACCUUCAAAAGUAGCGCAGGACAGAAGGCUGGAACGAUGCCAGAUUCACCCGCUGAUGUCAAAACCCAGCCCAGGUCAACUCCACCCACAAUGCCACCUCCACCCCCUGCUGUCAGCCAGGCAGCCAAUCGCAACGCAUCAUUUACACCCACAACAAGUAAGUUGUUGCUGAACGGGAGCAGUCACUCCCCCACGGCACUAAACGGAGCUCCCUCAACCCCCAAUGGCUUCAGCAAUGGACCGGCUACUUCCUCUACCGCUUCUCUGCCCACUCAGCAGCUUCCCCCUGCCUGCGGAGCCCGACAACUCUGUAAACUUAAGCGUUUCCUCACCACACUGCAGCAGUUUGGCAACGACAUCUCGCCCGAGAUUGGAGAACGUGUACGCAGCCUGGUGCUGGGGCUAGUGAACUCAACUCUAACCAUUGAAGAGUUCCACUCCAAACUUCAGGAAGCCACAAACUUUCCCUUGCGUCCCUUUGUCAUUCCAUUUCUCAAGGCUAACUUGCCCCUCCUGCAGAGGGAGCUGCUUCACUGUGCUCGGAUGGCUAAGCAGACUCCAGCCCAGUAUCUGGCCCAGCACGAACAGCUGCUGUUGGAUGCCAACGCCAGCUCUCCCCUGGACUCCUCCGAGAUCAUGCUGGAACUCAAUGAGCAUGGCAAGAGACGUACCCCUGACAGGACCAAAGAGAGUGCAGUGGACAGGGAUGGCUUGCACCCGGAGCACCUGGCCAAACGUCCAUGUACAGUGAGCCCCAGUCAGCGCUUCAGUCCAAGCAGUGGUUUACCUGCUCACCCUCCCCCCAACGGCCUACCAACGCACCCACCCAAUGGACUUCCACAUCCUAACCCUCCUGCCCCACAGCACUACCGUUUGGAAGACAUGGCACUUGCCCACCACUACAGAGACGCUUACAGACACGCAGAGCACAGGGACGUCCGGGAUCGUCACCGGCAAACAGCCGUGCAUGGAACACGUCAAGAGGAAGUGAUUGAUCAUCGGCUGACAGACCGCGAGUGGGCUGAGGAAUGGAAGCACCUCGAUAACUUGCUGAACUGUAUCAUGGAUAUGGUGGAGAAGACGCGGCGUUCCCUCACUGUGCUGCGACGCUGCCAGGAGGCGGACCGUGAGGAGAUGAACCACUGGAUCCGUCGCUAUAGCGAUGUGGAGGAUAUGAAAAAAGGUGGGAGCUCCACCCAGCGGCCUCCUCCUCUUCCUCCCCACCACAACUCUUCCUCCUCCAACACUCCUAACAGCAGCGACACACAACCGCUAGAAAUCCACAGAGACUUCCUGCACCGGCCCCCGUCAGGCUACCUACCCGAGGAGAUCUGGCGGAAGGCUGGUGCUACAAGUAUCCCGCUCUCGCCAGCAUUAAAGCAACUUCAGAACAAGCAGGAGGAGGCAGUAAAUGAAGUGAAGAGACAGGCCAUGUCAGAGCUGCAGAAGGCGGUGUCGGAUGCUGAGAGGAAAGCUCACGAGAUGAUCUCUGCUGAGCGCUCAAAGAUGGAGAGAGCUCUGGCCGAGGCUAAGAGACAGGCCUCUGAGGAUGCACUGACUGUCAUUAACCAACAGGAGGACUCCAGUGAAAGCUGCUGGAACUGCGGUCGCAAGGCUAGCGAGACGUGCAGCGGAUGCAACACUGCGCGAUACUGUGGCUCUUUCUGUCAGCACAAGGACUGGGAGAAGCACCAUCACGUAUGUGGCCAGGGCCUGCCCGGGAGUAGCAGCAUGCCACUCGGGACACCAUCUACCACCUCCAUCUCCUCCUCAUCAAGUGUGCCCCCCACACACUCCGAGAGCACCCCUCCAGGCCCCUUGUCCCUGGCGGGGCAAACCAGCAGCAGUGGCAGUCCCAAGGAAGCAAGCUCCAGCAGCGUUUCUCGCUCAACCACUCCAGCAACACCCGCCCUGAUGGAUGCCUCAUCCCGCUGACUGAAGAACCCCAAAUCUUAACCCAUGCUCCAGCCAUGUCUACUGCUGCUACAGCAUCCUUCAUCCAAAACAAGCUGAGGAACCUCCACCAUACUUAACUUCCUCUCAAAAUGAACUACGGCAACCUGGCUUCCACAUCUACAUUAAGAUCUUGUUUUCUCAGUCUCCAAAAAAAAAAAAAAAAAAAAAAAAACCAUCAAGGCUCAGAUUCCUUCACAGAAGGAUGUACUGUGUUUAAUGCAACAUGAGCAGUGUCUGUUAUACUGGAUGCCACUGAGAAAGCCAGGAAAACACAUAUACUUACACAUUACAUGUUUUAUUCAUGUACAAGACAAUUUAAGGCAUGGCCUUAGUUACCUACACCCUUUAAGAGAGGUGUGCUCUGUGUAAAUUGUGGUGGCACCAUAUUCUGAACGUGUCUUGACCCAGGUAGGACUAAAUAUACAGUAUGUAGGAUGGAUUCCUCUAAAAUGACCGACAGCCGUCACUGCGGGAGGUCAAAAACGGACAAGAGCACUCUGAAAAUCUUCCACCACAGAGCUACCUUCUCACAACAUGACACACCGCGUUUCAAUUUUUUGGCUUUAAUUAAAACAAAACAAAAAUCCAAAAGAAAUCAUGAAGAUGAUUAAUGAGAAGAAUAAAACCUGUUAACUACCUUGCUAGCGAGCCAAGAAAAUCUACACCAGACUCACCUCUCUGUACUGACGUGAACCCAAAUGAAUUUUAAUAAAGAAAAACAAAAAAAAAAAACAAAGAACAUGAUCCAAACCUUUUUACUACACUGCCAAAGUUACUAAGAAGCACUCAUCUUGUAACCAAACGCAAACAACUUCACCUCCUCAGCAGUAAAGCCAGGCCAGAGUUCCACAGUCUGUGGAGAGGUGGCAUGGUGACUAGACACUCAAACCUUCACUGUGCCCACUGUACUACUCACUCAGAUCCUGAGGAACGCAGACUUUAGCCCGGAUCCAUGGCUAUGGCAAUGAAGACUCACACCUGGGAUGUUUAAAGCACUUCACCCAGUCAGCCGCAAAGAGAAAUGACAUGAAAACGAAACAGAAGGCAAAGAUGAGUAAACGAAAAGAGGCAGGUUGACUUCAAAAGGAAAGACGAACGGCAAAGGAACUGCCAAAAACCUCAAUGGAUUGUACACUAAGAAUGAGUCUUUUCUUGUGAAACAUUUUCAUUUGGUUUUCCUAAAGCUCUCCGAAUGCUGAGACAUUUCAUUUUGUUGUACGAUUUCAUUCUCCCUCGUUUUCCAAAGCAUGACAAGACUGUAGUCUCCCAAGACUGGCGUAGACUUGGUUCUCUUUUCUCUCGCUCUUUCUACCUCCCCCCAUCUUCUAAAUGUUCAUCUCUUUUGUCUCCUGACAGAACCUCUAAGCAGAUAUCCAUGAAGGGAUCAAACGUUGCUUGUAGAUAUUACUUUCUGUUUCUGGAUGUCUCUGUCUUCAAUAUCUGCUUGUGUGCGUACUCAGAACGAGGAACGCGUUCUUUCUUUGUCUUCUUUUAGGUUUCAGCCGAACAUUGGACAGAAAAAGACACUCUAAUGGGAGAGAAGCUGUGUUGUACCUAUUGUUCGAUUUGUUGUAUCAAUAUUGAUGAUGAGAAUCCUCAUGUAGAAUAUUUUAUAUUGCUCGCAUUGUAAGACAGUGAGAGAACAAGAGGUGCAAUAUGAAAAGAGAAUUCAGCUACUGAAUGGAACCUCAGAAACGGCCCUUAGGGUAUGUUAUAAUAUAAAUAUACAUAUAAAUAUAUCUAAAAUUACCACAGUAAAUUAAUGUGAAUGUACAUAGUAUUUAAAAAGAGGUCCAAAAAUGAGUUUGCCAAAUAACAGAAACCUUUAAAGUAUAAUGUCUAGACUUUAAUCUCUCCAUUUAAUCUUUUCUGUCUGAAUGAUCGUUUUACAAAACGUCUGUUGUAACAGUGGAGGAGGAAGAGGUGCUCACGUCACUGUUCGUGUAGAUUACUGCCAGAGGACUUAUGAACAUGCUGGGCGAGAUGUUUUUGUAGCCAUAAGCGUGUCGGAGCAAAUGGCAUCACUUUAACAAAACCACAAUAGACUGACCUAGCUCGCCCCACUGAAGAUCCCAAACUGGCAUUUUGGAGGGAAGCCGCUAGAAUCUGUGUGAAACAUUGCCAUCCUUUGGGCCAAAGUGUCACUGCAGUGGUCCAGUGUGUAAUGUGCACACACAAACACACAUGCAUGCACAUACAAUCACAAAACCAAACCCUUGGUCAUCCAUAGUCCAAGUGUCUGACAGAAGAAUCAAGCAAACACUAUCUGGUUCUCAUCUGGUUUUGCUACAGUUCCCAGAUUUUGCUUUGGACAUCAGGCUGUGAUCCAACAUAGUACCAAAACGUAAUCCGUUUUUAAUGUAGUCUGGAUAAUAUCUGUAGAAGUUCUGCUGAUCCCAACAUUCAUGUUCCUUAAGGGCUGUUCGUGACGGCAGUUACAACGGACAAGACUACCCUUAUAGUAAAAAUACUUGGAUUUUUGCCACCAUCUUACACUUGCAACCCUCUUUACAUCCUUUGUUUUGGCCAGUUUUGAUUUUUUGGUGUUGCUUUAGGUGUGAGUCGGGUUCAUGGUUUAAAUUUUACACGUGGCAUGUGAAAAUUAUCUAUCUUCCUAUCAGAUUUCUAAAUUAAUAUAUGAACUUCUCUAGGAAAUAUCAGCAACAUGUGAUCUAAAAACCAGUGAAUUACUAGAACACCAGUCUCUGAUAUAAUAGGUCUCUCUCUCUCUCUCACCCAUUUUGAAGAGGAUUUUUCAUGAACCAUCCUCUCUUUCCUUACUAGCUACCUCCUGUAAACAAAUCAAAGGCAGUAUGAAUGAAUGAAACCACUAGCAGACAUGCAAAUCUAUCAUCCUGCCCAAGCUAAACAAGACAUUUCAACCUAGAAACUCGAAAAAUUGAUAUGUAUAUUUUGUCCACAUUUUCAUGUCUACACAAGUGAUGGGUCAACAAAGUCCUGUUUUUUCAUGGGCUGUUAUACAACAAAUUAACCCAAAAAACACUCUACAGAAGUAUGUAGCAAUGCAAAAGCAUGCACUCUUGUGUUACUGUUGUGUUACUGCUGCAGUAACCAAACUCAGUUCUCAAGGGUGUAAAAGUAAAGCAAAGUUAUUUUCAAAUGUCUGUGCCAUUAAACCAGACGUGUUAUUAUUCAGGUAGCUAACUUUAAAAGUUGAAACCAACUUUAACUAAUUUGCACAGUAAAAUUAUCUUUAAACUGUUGCACUGCUAUGACUUUAGUUAGCUGUCCAUAGAAAAAAAGUGUUUACAUGCUCACUAUGGCAAGUCUUCAAAGUGUUGUGUCAUGAACUGUUCUGACACAUCCUGACUGCAACAAUGAGUGAAACGGAGUUGCCUAGUUGUACUUGCUUAGAAUGUUUUGAGCCCUAAACAUAAAAAUAUCUCAUAAAUAUCCAAAAUGAUAAAAGCACAGACCAAAGCAUAACUGCACAUCAAUAGAAGCCGUUUGGACAUUGCGUCGCCUAAAAAAGCAGCCUGAACAUGGGUGAGCGACUACCCAUAAACCAAAGUGUACAAAAUGACCAUGUUGAAAGCAAAAGACGACAGUAAACACAUUACGAAAAGACAUCGGUACUAUAAUUCCAAGCCAGGGGAAUGCUUGUUCCUGGCAUCCAAAGCAUCAGAUAAGAUUACAAACGUUCAAACAUUUAAACCAACCUUGCUCAAAGAUUUCAUUAUGGGAAUACAUGAGUGUGAGUGAGACAAAAUAGAGUGAGAGAUACUUUCUAUUAAUGAUUUUGCUAAGGAACUUACUUGAAUCUCAAGAGCUUUAAAAUAAUGCCAUUAGCAAAGUUAUACUAGAGAACUUCCAUAAACUCAAUUCGAGCUUUGCAUGUCUGCUAGUCCAGAACUAAUACAGAACAAAUACAUAUUUGCAAUAUUUUUGGCCAUUCUGUUCCUUACUAAAAUCGAACCAAAAACAACACCAUGCAAAUGCAUCUUUAGCUGUGUGCUGUAAUUCCGCUGUUAUCUGGCGUAUCGAAGGGCCGUCAUUCUCAAAGCAAAUCUGUGCAUGCCUAGAUUUGGUCAGCAUUUGGCUUUGUUAGUGAACCCAUGUUGGGCAGCUGUUCCGUCAAAGAUUGACACUUUGGGAAAGAGAGAGAGAAACUUAACCUAAGCAUUAAGCAAACAUACUCUUGAACUAAAAUGGAUGCUGAUGGAUAACUAGUCAGCAACUUGUUUUACUUAUGAACUGUUUACCUGUUUAUCCCAAAAUCCCUCCUGAAAAAGCAAAACGGCUUAAACCAACCUAAGGUAACCAAGUUGGUUUCUGGCUGGGAGACUAGCGAUACUACCAAAACCGGCUAAAAACAGCUAAGACAAGACCAGCAAACCAUUUUGGGCUGGCUUAAGUAAUUUGUCACUCAUGUUAUCCAGCAUCACUAAUAUUUUUAUUUUCUUAAUUUUUAAUGACUAUACCAUCCACUUGCGGCUAACGGCAAAACUGUCAAAUGGAAACCAUUUAUCACAGAACACACAAGGGUUCCUUACACUACUGUAGAACUGAUUGCUCUGACUAGCAGAGUGGGCCGGGCAUUGAACACACAUACGAUAAAUGCCAUAACAGCCAGAUACAUAUUUCUGUACUAACAAAGGCUUGGUUUGAUACAUUUAGGCAAACACAAUAUACUGUAUUGUGCAAUACAUCAUUACAGGAAAAGGCAUUGUUUCAAUAGGAAAGGUUGGUGUGUUAAAUAUUUUUUUGUUUCUCUUUUAAGGUCCUGUUAUCAUUCUCUAGACGAUGUGAACUGUGCCAGGAGAGUUUUAUUUAUUUCUUGCAUGCUCUUUUCCCCCUUUUGCAAUUCCCUCACCCUCUCUAACUGUGCGCUUUCUUGGACAUGUGACGCUGUAAACAUUCUAAAUCAGGUUAUUGUCUGUGUUGAGAUACGUAUCUGUGUAAUUAAAAAGACAGUGAAAUAUGA
Messenger RNA from Carassius gibelio (silver crucian carp), 7830 nucleotides. It is a transcript of the gene cbfa2t3, whose product is annotated as CBFA2/RUNX1 partner transcriptional co-repressor 3. Bases 966 to 2864 code for a protein of 632 amino acids. Gene Ontology annotation, cellular component: nucleus. Gene Ontology annotation, molecular function: transcription corepressor activity. The transcript has 12 exons. The record is from RefSeq and is a predicted model, not a curated record. NCBI's taxonomy places the organism in Eukaryota, Metazoa, Chordata, Actinopteri, Cypriniformes, Cyprinidae. Gene Ontology annotation, biological process: negative regulation of DNA-templated transcription; DNA-templated transcription.